AUGGAGAAGGACGGAGGAUGGCUUGCUGAAGGCGACUACGACGACUUUGUCCGGUCCCUAUGUUUCUCAGACCCUCGACUUAGACAACGAGACCCCAAGGCCCGAACCCAGCGCAUCCCCUUUACAGACGACGGAGUCCGAGUCGUCAAUCUCACCCUCGGAGACAACGGCGCCUUCACCAGAACGGCACAGUUCGAAGUACCAGCCGACCUAGAAGCACACUUCCACAACGCAACAUUACAGCAAGGACAGCAAAACAUUUACAUCCUCGAGGGCCUCGGCCCCGGCUUCGCUGGCGUUUUCGGACAUCACUUCGCGCUGCACCCUUCCGUGUUCGUCGAGCACGAGCGCGUGGUCGUGCACAACGUCAACUGGACGGGCGAGAGCGACGGCGCGCAGCUGCCGUCGGUGCUGCGGGCCCGCGGGCACGUGGUGAUGAAGUACUACGAGGUCGUGACGUUUGAUACGCGGCCGACGAGUUUUCGGUGGGUGUGUGCGGCGACGGGGCGGCAUAUUGGGGUCUCGCGGGAUUUCAAGUGGGAUAAUUCGCCGGACGAGUUUGAUCGAUUUCUGAAUGUCGGGGUUGUGAGGAGGAAGUGUGGUGUUUGGUCGAGGAGGGGUGAGGGUGGUGGGUGGGAUUGUCUUGUUCUCUGUGAUCCUCCGGUGCGAAGAGUUCGGACGGGAGAUGAUUACAAGAUAGAGCACGAAGUCAAGACUUGGCCAUACCAGGGUGGCUACCUCGACUUCGUCCCCGAAGACUCGCAAAUCCGCGUCGCCAGAGAAAGAGGGCGUCACCAUCACGGCGGGCCCCCGAGGACCUCCAUGCUGGAAGACCUCGCCUUCUACCUCGAGACACACUCUCAGCUAGUCAAAGUCACGGACCCGGAAUCCGUGGUCAACGUCUUUCUGAGCAAGAUUGUGGCCUCACACUUGCUCAAGCAGACGGAGCACCUUCGCGCUACGCUAUCUGCAGUACAGCGCGGUCUCACGCGCAAGCAGGACCUCGCGAAGCUGCCGAUGACCAAAGUCGAGGCGCUCUGGAGUGAUAUGCAGGGUUGGGAGAGGCGGACGGGGGAGUAUCUCGAGGACGUGGAGGGGAUCAUGCUACAACUCGGGAUCCCACUGUCGCCAACACCUCCAGCAGUGGCCGGAACCACCACUGCGAUGCCACCACCGCAAUCCACUGGAAAAGACAACAGCACAGCGGCGUGGUCAGACUGCUCGGCGGACUUUCAGUUCCUACACCUCCGGUUCCGGGAACUGCGUCAUCGCGCCGAGACGCUCAACGCGGCGGUGACGGGGCUAGCAGGCAUCACGGGAAACAGGCAGGCGUACAAGGAGCAGCAGCGGAGCAUUCGUGAAGCCAAGAGCACAAAGGCGGUGACGCUGCUGGGGUUGGUUUUUAUCCCGCUGGCGUACACGGCUUCUGUGUUUUCGAUUGAGAAGCCCUUUGGACCUGGGGGCGAGCUGUUCUGGGUGUAUUUUGUGACGUCGGCGCCGCUGAUUUUGGUGGUUAUGGUUGGGUAUUAUGUGUUAGAUUUUGGGUAUAAUGAUGAUGGGAGGGCGUGGUCUGUGGAUACAUUUGCAAAGUCGGUUGGUGAGAGGGUGCCUGGGCUGAAGGGGAGGGAUAUAGAGACGAGGUUGGCUGGAUAA
Molecule: messenger RNA, 1653 nt
Organism: Colletotrichum godetiae
Lineage: Eukaryota; Fungi; Ascomycota; Sordariomycetes; Glomerellales; Glomerellaceae
Exons: 2
Coding region: 1-1653 (550 amino acids)
Source: RefSeq, a predicted model, not a curated record